Messenger RNA from Cotesia congregata, 1248 nucleotides. Lineage: Eukaryota; Metazoa; Arthropoda; Insecta; Hymenoptera; Braconidae. The record is from the annotation of a GenBank genome assembly.
CAAAUAAUGGAUAAAGAGGUUAAUUGCCAAGAGACAGUGUCAGUUGGUGAUUAUAUAAUAAUUCAGAAGCAGGAUUACCGAAAAGUAUGCCGAAUAACACGUGAUGGAACGUUUACGUUGGGCAAGGAGCAGGUUGAGAUGUCCGGGAUCAUCAACAAGCCUUACUGGACGACAUUCAAGAUGAUCGGGCCGGUGUCGAGCUUGAAAAAUGGUUUGAAAACAAUAACUCUGGAGGUUGCGGAGAAAGCCGAAACGUCGGAGAACAUCCACAAAGGCCUGGCCAGCGGGAGCGAUAACAGAUCAAUCAAUGACGAUGGUACGUCUCAAAAAUUAUCUAAAGCUGAAAUAGAAGAUUUACGCGAGGCCGGUAAAUCAAGUAAGGAAAUAGUUGGAUACUUAAUUGAAAACAGCAGCUCAUUUUCCUCGAAAACAGAGUACUCACAGGAAAAGUAUAUUAAAAAAAAAGAAACAAAGUACUGUAGGUAUCUUACUAUAUUAAAACCAACGGUGGGAUUGUUACAGGAAAUUUAUUUCAGGCAAGAUCCUGGGAGAGUUAAUUGUUUGAGAAUGGACACCUUGUCACAGAUAUUGUCUUACUGCGACGUUAAAUCCGAGGGCAAGUAUCUGCUGUACGAUGGUGGAUCCUGUGGUCUGGCUUCUGCUGCGAUGUUGAGCAGGAUUGGUGCCAACACACAAGAGGAGCUGGCGAAAAAGUACGCGCUCUCGGCGCUCAGACGGCAAAACUCAGAGAACCACGAUGUAAAUCAUCAGGCGAAGAAGCCGAGACUGGAGCCAGAAGUCGAGGAUGAUUCUACGACCACCAGCGAAGAAGAGGAGAAAAAAUUAAACGAUGUUAUUAUGGAGACUGACAUCGAGGCUGCUGAUGAGCUUAUCAAGACGGCGGCCUUCAAAAAACCCAAGUGGUUUCAGGAAACCAAGGAGGUUGUUGACUGUUUAAAACUAUCAAAGGCUGAUGGGUUGGCUAUUGUUGCCAAGGAGCAUCCUUUGAAUAUUGUUAAUGCUUUAUUACCUUAUUUGGAGGUUUCUAAACCUUUUGUUAUUUAUCAUUGUUAUCGAGAGCCUCUUCAGGAGACUUAUGUUGCUCUUAAGUCACGCAAGGAUGUUAUUAAUUUGAGAUUAUUGUCUAACUUUUGUCGCGGGUAUCAGGUGCUACCCAACAGGACUCAUCCAGAAAUCACUACCAAUGACUUAGGUGGUUACCUUUUAGCUGGAUAUUUAGUUAGCUGA